Tripterygium wilfordii is the source of this 696-nucleotide messenger RNA. RefSeq lists its product as uncharacterized. The record is from RefSeq and is a predicted model, not a curated record. Bases 1 to 396 code for a protein of 131 amino acids. The transcript is spliced from 3 exons. NCBI's taxonomy places the organism in Eukaryota, Viridiplantae, Streptophyta, Magnoliopsida, Celastrales, Celastraceae.
AUGUCUAAAGAAAAAUUGUCCAAGAAGACUAUUAAAUACACUUCUUCAUGUUAUGGUGGUCGCAAUUAUGGCUAUCAAUUUUCACGUGGUUCUGGUCGUUACCAACCUCACUCGUUUCGCCCCACGGGUGCCCCCCAAGCAUAUACUGGUAUUCUGGGUCCUUCUCCGUCUCCUGAUGUUUGUCAAAUUUGUGACAUUCCAGGCCACCGUGCAGACCAAUGCUAUCACCGCUAUAACACUGCUUGCACUCCUAAUGAUCUUCCUAGGUCCUUUGCUGCCAUGUCUGUUGGUGAAACCAAUGACUCCUCUUGGUAUCCCGACUCUGGAGCCUCAACUCAUAUGACUCCCCAUGAAGGACAAGCUCCAGGGGACAACUCUUCUCAAAGUCACCGGUAGCGGCGAUCUUUAUCAAAUUCCUUCCACUUUUGUCAACAAUUCAGCUUCAGCCCUGCUCACUACCAAAUUCUCUGCUCCUAUUUGGCAUCGACGUCUUGGUCAUGCUAGUCACAAUGUUUUGCAAUCAAUUCAGCGCAUCUGUCCAACAUUAGGCAUCUCCCCAUCGGCUACUAAAUGUCUCCCUUGUAAUUUGGGCAAAUCUUGUAGAUUACCUUUUCAUGCUGUUGAUCAUUGUACUUCUGAACCGUUACAACUUAUUCACUCUGAUGUAUGGCAGUCUCCUAUAAUAUCCAAUUCUGG